AUGGGUAAUAUUGAUAGUCGAAAUGAACGGUUUUAUAAUCUUUGUGGUUUGGGUAAAGCACAUUUGAUUGAAAAAAUGCUUGAAAAUGAUCGGAUAGUAAAUACUAUUGAUAUUAAUUGGGUUUCAUUUGAAAGUCAAUCAACAGCAUUAUUGAUUGCUUCAGCCAAUGGACAUGAACUUGUUGUUGAUAUUCUUUUACGAAAUAAUGCAAAGUUUACUAUAAAAGAUUCUCGACAAGCUACAGCACUUCAUCAUGCUGCACAACGUAAUUAUACAAAAAUAGCCAAGAAACUUUUACAUGCUGGAUGUGAUGUUAAUGCUCAAGAUAAACUUGGUUGGACACCAUUGAUGAAAGCUUGUUAUUUUUGUAGUCCAGAUAUUAUUCUAACUUUAUUAGAAGGUGGUGCUAAUAUUGAUGCUCAAACAGAACAAGGUCGAACUGCACUUCAUGAAUUAUGUCGAUCACCAUCAUUGAAUAAUGAAACAUUAUUAGCAGAAAUAGCUUGUAUAUUAAUCGAAGCAGGUGCUAAUGUAAAUCAAAUUGAUGAAGAUCAUUUUACACCAUUAAUAUAUGCGGCUUAUCAUAAUCACCCAAGUGUCGCACUUGUUCUUCUUGAAUCGAAUAGUUUAAUUGAUAAAACUGAUAAACAAGGUUGGACAGCUCUUCAUUGGGCUAUCGAUCGUGAUCAUUCCGAAAUAGUUCAAUUAUUAAUUGAUAAAGGUGCUCGAACAGAUAUUCGUAGUCAUCGUGAUGAAUUAGCUAUAUCAAGAGUAAAAUCUAUUGGUGUUAAAAAUAUUAUCAAACGUUGCUCAACAAAAUCAAUAUCAUUAACAGAUAUGAAUAUUAAAAAAAUAUCUUCAAAUAUUUCAAUGAUUGAUCUAGAAAAUUGCCAAACAUCAGGACCAAUCUAA
This is a messenger RNA of Adineta steineri, 912 nucleotides long. NCBI's taxonomy places the organism in Eukaryota, Metazoa, Rotifera, Eurotatoria, Adinetida, Adinetidae. The record is from the annotation of a GenBank genome assembly.